GUCAGGAGUAGAUUCGCGUGCAAGAUUGUGGAGAGGAAACAAAGUGCGAGAGAGGUGUCUUUUAAGGACCACCAGGCACCCCGUAGAGCGAGGCUUUCUUUUUUUGUUUGUUGGUUCGUUUCAUAGUUUGACUUGAAUGAUGGAGUCUGGUAUGGAGUCAGAAAAUGUAUUUGACAUCAAAAUAACUAUCAGUCGUGCAACUAACAUGCAUGGAAAAAAGGUUGGAAAUAUUCAAAGUUUUCUUCGGAUGGAGAUCAAUGGUAUGAUGUUGGCAGAGUCUGAAAAGCGUACAGUUGAUCCUGCAGCCCAAUACAUUGAGUAUGACUUCACCCACAGUUUUCCCUGCUGCAAUGCAGUCCUGGCUCUCAGUGACAUACCUCAUAAACCAGUCGUAGUGACGUUGAUAGAGGUUGUUCCUGAGAAGAAAAAAGUGGAGGCAAAGUCAAUAGUCCUGGCCCAGGCAGUGAUUGACCUGCUGCCUUUGCUGCAAGGUCAAUGCAGCUUCUCAUGCACAGUGACACUGCAUGCAACGAACGCUGCCCCAGAGAAGGGAUCCGUCCCACCCCUCAUUGCCAAGCACCCCAUUUUGGACGUAUGUGUCAGUGCGUCAGCUCCAUUACUGACUGAAGAGCAACUUGCAACUUCCAACCUGAUGAAGGUGUCUUUGGAGACAGCCUAUUCGCUCCCUGACACAUUUAAUCAAAGUUUUGGGCCAACCGCCCCUCCGUAUAUAUGCACUGCUAUAAUGGAGGUCCCAUAUACCGCAGAGAAAGACCAGCUCUUGUUGUUUAGUGAAGGACAGCUGAAGGCCGGUGGCCACAGAGAAGACAAUGGCCGACAGAGGAAGAGACCUCAUCAUGCCCCCCUAGCUCCAGGGAACCACUUCUUGCCAGGGGCUUUUUUCCACACCCAACCCAUUGAUCAAGAAGAUGGCGAGCUUACUGGUUUGGAGGACCGUGAGUUCCGUAAUGAAGCAGAGACCUUACUCAACAGAGUGAGCUGGGACACAGAAAUGACCUGUUUUCUGAAUGCCGAAGGAGUUACCAGGCUGCGCCAGAAAAUCACAGAGAGCAGAUUCUGGCCACUUGAGAUCAUGAAGUCAACUAUUGCCAAUGAAAAGUCGGGACCAGCUUCCAAGCAAGCUGAGGAGGACCCACACAUCCCCUGCCAUGGUGUGGCCUUUAUUGAUAUGGGCCGCUUAUUGUAUCCAGGAGUUACCCAUAUCCGAGGAGCAUACAGUAUUCAACCUUACUCGAGCACUUUAUUACUUAACAAGACCAGGCGAAAUGUCAGUUUGUUAAAAGAGCAGUUAAAGCCUGGAGGCAACAAAGAACGUUCUGGUACAGCUACAGCUACAAGCUCUGUAAAGACAAAUACGGGAAAGGCCAAGGACACCAAGGCACAUGUUAAGGCGACUGGCAAUCAGAGUGGAGUGGGAAGCGUGACUGAUUUGAAUGGAGCUGAUCACAUCCCUCCAGACAGGAAAGCAUACAUAGACUUCAGGACAUAUGUUAUGAUUGAAAUUACACUGACGAAUGCACUAAUCCCCAAAACAUCUUCCGAAGAGUUGGCAAGAAGAGUGAGAGCACUGAUCCCUCCGAGACCUCCAUCUUCUGGAGGACCUAACAAAGCUGAACGAGCAGUGCUGAAUUUUCACAAGCAGGUGGGCAAUGUGGUAAAACAUAUUUUGGAGCAGUAUGAGGAGUUGUUUGGAACGCGACUCAAACUGCCCAAUGAUUGCAAUCGAGAGCAAAUGAUGGCUCAGCUCAUGGGAGCUCUUAAUGUGUCCGGGAGAUAUUUUGCCUUCAAAGAGCAAAUAAAGCCCGCUGUGGUGAGGUUCGUGCGUGACAAGAUGCAGCAGACAGACACAUUUACUGAGCAACAGGAUCUGCAUGAAUUCGUCAGCAAGCUCUACGUGGACCUGGUGGAUGAGAUGCAUGUUGCUCUCAACAAAAUUUAUUCAAAUGGAAAUGAGGACGACUCUCCUGAGGAGAUCCAUUUGAGUACCUCUCAUCUGAGUCACUUUGCCCGAGAGGCUCAGCUCAUUGGGGAUUAUCAACAAGCUGUUCGCUACUACCAAGAGCUCGUUGUCAGGCAUCCCCGUGAUCCCUCUUACAAAUUUGAGUGGGGAAACCUCUACAUGCAGACCGGAGAUUACAUGAAGGCGAAGAUGUGUUUCCAUGAUGCUGUUGCUGUCCAGCAGUCCCACCAGCCCAGUCUGAUGAUGUGUGGUGUGCUGGCAGCCUUGUUUAAUGAUUUUGAGCAGGCUGAGACUUUCUUGGAACGAGCAACCAGCAUAGAGCCUCUAAGUUUGAUAGCCUGGACUUUGCUGGGUUUGGUCCAGGACACCCAGAAUAAAUCCAUCCUCGCUGAGAGGGCUUUCCUAGAGGCCAAAAGCCUCCUGAAAGCAAAAGAAGCAAGCAAUCAGACACAAAAGACGGAAGAGUCAGAUGUAGAUGAGGAAAGUGAAAAGCAGAAGGGCCAGGAAGAAGACAAGACUAUUCCACCGACAAGCCACUCUCCUAAUAUGAAGCAUAGUGACACUGAGAAUGGUGACACCGUGCAAAGUGAGCCGAAAGAAAAAGGCAUCUCCAAAUCCAUUUACACCGAGACCCUUGAGUUUCUGUUACACAACUAUGCCCUGGAGAUGGCAGAGCGCGCGCUUUCCAAGGAACUGUCUUCAAAGGGCAAUCACAAUUUUCAUCUGGCUUGUGUCCAAUUGCUCAGAGCUGAGUAUUGCAAUGCCAUUGUCACCCUCAGAGAGGCGCUGCUUGGGGUAGAGCAGGUUGCAGAUAUGUGGGCUCUGGAUGGUCACUGUCACUACCUCUGUGGUUCAUUUGCCGAGGCCCAGGGGAGUUAUGAACGGAGCCUAGACUUCCCAGAGCAGCCAUUAGACACACACCUUGUGCUUCUCCGCCUGGGAUCCAUCUAUCUACAGGAGAGAAAGUUUGAGCAAGCUAAAAUGACUUACCUGCAAGCCUGUGAGAAAUCUCCCUCCUGCCUCACCUGGUUGGGCCUGGGUAUCUCCUGUUACCGGUUGGAUGAACUUUGGAUAGCUGAAGAGGCUUUGACAGAGGCCAACCAUUUGAACAACCAGAAUGCUGAGGUGUGGGCCUACUUGGCGCUGAUUUGCCUCAGGUUUGACAGACAAGAGGAAGCGACACUGUUCUACAAAUACGCUAUCAGGUUCAACUUGGAGAACACGGCACUUCACAAGGAGGUGAAAGAGCUGCAGGAUCAGGCCCAAACUCGUCCUCUGGCGUCAUGCUUUGAACCAGACUCUUAACACAGAGGUUUCAAUCUUGGGAGCAAACACAUAAAAACCCCAGUGUCCAUGAUAUGGUAGUUACAUUUUUUUCAGCGACACUGAACUGUUGCAAAACGAUGUACUGUUUAUCUAAGUGGAAUUAUCAGAUUUUUGUGGUUAAAAUAGACUCUUGUUACUCGAAGAUGUCCUUAGCAUCUGAGAUGGUGAAAAAAAAGGAUGGAAAACGGAAGAAAUGUGACCCCUUAAUUUUUAAUCACCAGCGCCAUAAAACAGAGAUUUCUCCCUCACGUACAACAGGCGAUCCCUGACAGUUUUCUCAGAUCCUCUUAAAUGAUGGAAGGCUUAAACGACUUGGCAUUGAUUAAAGGGUGACAGUUCAUAAAUCUG
This is a messenger RNA of Hippocampus zosterae (dwarf seahorse), 3655 nucleotides long. It is a transcript of the gene cfap70, whose product is annotated as cilia and flagella associated protein 70. The record is from RefSeq and is a predicted model, not a curated record. Bases 137 to 3286 code for a protein of 1049 amino acids. The transcript has 27 exons. Gene Ontology annotation, biological process: cilium assembly; cilium movement. Gene Ontology annotation, cellular component: extracellular exosome; motile cilium. Gene Ontology annotation, molecular function: protein binding. Lineage: Eukaryota; Metazoa; Chordata; Actinopteri; Syngnathiformes; Syngnathidae.